Messenger RNA from Owenia fusiformis, 1329 nucleotides. Lineage: Eukaryota; Metazoa; Annelida; Polychaeta; Sabellida; Oweniidae. The record is from the annotation of a GenBank genome assembly.
AUGAGGAUGAUGAAAAAAGCAGCAUGGCCUUUAAUUUCGGCAAUUAGUAUGGGGGCUGGAACUUUUAUUGGAGCCCAGUAUGAGAAAAUGUAUGGCUUGCCAAACAAGCAAUUAGGAAUUGAUACAAUCCAUGGAGAAAAAAGUAAGGGAAGCUACAUCCUACCCUUGAUUGAGGCCAGAAGUGCACCUGUUGAUAGUAACUCCUUGAUUGCUCAAAACUCUGACAUCAGUGACCUUAAUAAGCCAACUGUACCAUCUAACAGGGUGUCACAGAUUAUGCGAUAUGGGUUUCCUGGAUUGGACAAUAUCCGAGCAUUUGAUGAUUAUGUGUUGUCCUAUGACAGGAGGAACAGGACAGCCCAUUGGGUGUUUGAACACUUGAAUCGGGACAAUACAAAACAUAACGACAAUGUUAGCAGAGAUAAAUGUGAAUUCUUCGAAGAUGACUCUGUGCAUGAAUAUUUUAGGGCAAAGAACAGUGAUUACAAAAAGAGUGGAUAUGACCGUGGUCACCUUGCUGCAGCAGCCAAUCACAGACACUCAGAUUCUGCAAUGCAGCAGACAUUUGUUCUUAGUAACAUGGCACCUCAGGUUGGAAAAGGAUUUAACCGAGAUGCUUGGGCAAUGCUGGAAAAAUAUGUACGGAGUUUAACAAAGCAUUUUGUUAAUGUCUAUGUUUGUACUGGGCCAUUGUACUUACCAAGGUAUGAAAAUGAUGGCAAGCUGUAUGUGAAAUAUGAGGUGAUAGGAAAAAACAAUGUAGCUGUGCCAACUCAUUUCUACAAGAUAGUUGCAUGUGAAGACAAAAAUGGACAAAUUGAACUGCUUUCUUUUGUAAUGCCGAACCAACCCUUGCCAGACAAUUUACAGCUUAAUGCUUACCUUGUGCCAUUGGAUACUAUUGAACGAGCAUCUGGAUUUUUAUUUUUUGAUAAACUACCCCGUAACUUAGUUAAAAGAAUAAAUGGAAAGAAAACAUAAUUAAUUUGAAACACCACAUCUUUAUUGGAAGAAAUUAUUUAGCUGAUUAUUAAGUCCAUUCUCAUUUUAGAGGUAUAUUUAAAUAAAUUAAAUAUAAAUUAAUUUCACAGUGAAUGGAUUUUUCUAUACUUUGAGUGGCAUGGCCUAGUACCUGGCUUUGGAUGUGAGAAAAGGAUAUGGCUAUAUGGCAGCCUUCAAUGGAAAUGUCAUUAUUAUAUGAAUGGCAAUUACCUAUGGAAGCAUAAAAUUUUGUUUAUGCCAUUUUCAUUUGGGUAGCUGGAUUUUGAUCAUUCUCUGUAUUUCAAUUUGCUAAGGACAUAUAAAAAGGAUUAAUUAUCUUUAAAUUAA